UCUGCCACGUGGCUACCGUUUUGUAGGAGAAAUGACGUUGGAGAUAGAAAUCCCGAUGCCUUCUUUGCUUCUUCUAAUCACGAUUCGUAUUCUAAGAGAGAAGAGAUUAAGAUAAUGUAUGAUAAAAUGAAAAUGAGAGUAGAAACUACAUAUGAAAAAUGGAAGAUUGGAGAUGAAUAUUUGAAUGGAGAAGAAGAGUGUAUGGCUUUUAAUCAAUGGACCAAAUCCUUUACUCCUCAAAAUCAUCCCACUGUUAUUAAGGUACUAUUGGAUAGUAGUAAAAAUAAAGACAUUUGUGGAGAGGCAUUGCCGAAUCUCAUAUAUGUUUCAAGGCAAAAAAGUGUAACUUCUCAUCACCAUUUCAAGACCGGUGCUCUUAAUGUUCUGCUUCGGGUAUCAGCUAUAAUGACCAAUGCACCAGUUAUUCUCACUUUGGAUUGUGACACAUAUUCCAAUGAUCCUCAAACAGCAACUCGUGCCUUGUGCUAUUUCUUGGAUCCAAAACUUGGGAACGACUUAGGUUAUGUUCAGUUCCCUCAACGGUUUUGUGGAGUUAGCAAAAACGAUAUCUAUUGUGGAGAGUUAAAACAUUUAUUUAUAAUAAAUUCAUCUGGCAUGGAUGGAUUAUUAGGCCCGAAUUACGUUGGUAUAGGGUGUUUCUUUGCUCGGCGGGCAUUCUUUGGAGUUCCAUCAUCACUUGAGUUACCCGAACUCUCCAAACUUAGUCCAAAUCAUGUUGUUGAAAGGCACAUUAAAUCUCAAGAGGUCUUGGACUUGGCCCACUUAGUUGCGAGUUGUGAUUACGAGAAUAAUACUAAAUGGGGGUUUCAGUUGGGGUUUAGAUAUGGAUCUUUGGUGGAGGACUAUUUUACGGGGUAUUGUUUACAAUGUGAGGGGUGGAAGAGUUUGUUUUGCAAUCCAAAAAGGGCAGCUUUUUAUGGUGAUGUGCCGAUAACACUACUUAGCGUGGUGAAUCAAAUGAAAAGAUGGAGUGUUGGUCUUUUGGAAGUCACUUUCUCAAAAUACAACCCAAUCACAUAUGGUGUAAGGUCCAUGGGUCUUUUAAUGGGUCUUUCUUAUGCCCAUUAUGCAUUUUGGCCAUUUUGGUCUAUUCCGGUUACCGUUUACGCAUUCCUCCCUCAGCUGGCUCUCAUUAGUGCCACUCAAAUCUUCCCAAAGGUUUGGGAUGCAUGGUUUGUAGUAUAUAUAUUGUUGUUUCUUGGAGCUUAUGGGGAAGACCUUGUAGAGUUCAUCCUUUUCGGAGGAACAUUCCAAAGAUGGUGGAAUGAUCAAAGAAUGUGGAUGAUAAGAUCUGGAUCUAGUUUAUUAUUUGGAUGCAUAGAGUUUACAUUGAAGUCUCUUGGGAUUAAUUCCAAUUUUGGUUUUAACAUCACGGGCAAAGCAAUGGAUGAAGAACAAAGCAAGAGGUAUAAGAAAGAGUUGUUCGAGUUUGGAGUUUCUCACCCAUUGUUCGUUCCCAUUACCACCGCAGCCAUCGUCAACUUGGCUAGUUUCAUCUGUGGGCUGAUUGAAAUUUGGAAAUCAGGCGGGGCAUGGGAGCAUUUGUUUGCUCAAAUGUUGGUGGCUGGAUUUGGUGUGGUGAAUUGUUGGCCAGUUUAUGAAGCCAUGGCUUUGAGGAAUGAUGGAGGGAAGUUGCCACCUAAACUCACUUUCUUCUGUUUUUCUCUUGCUUUACUUCUUUGCUCUUUUGCUGCUUUCUUUCGCUAGACAAAAUGCUUUCAGUUGAAAAUGUUGUCUAGUCAAUGAUUAGAAUGAUUUAUCAUAAAAUUAGAUUUUUGUUUUUUCUUUUGUAAUGUUUAAUUCUCUAAGAUAUGUAGACGUUUUUUUUUUAUCUAAUUUAUAUUUGAGAUUAA
This is a messenger RNA of Cucumis melo (muskmelon), 1874 nucleotides long. Its product is annotated as cellulose synthase-like protein G3. Gene Ontology annotation, cellular component: trans-Golgi network; plasma membrane. Gene Ontology annotation, biological process: cellulose biosynthetic process; plant-type primary cell wall biogenesis. Gene Ontology annotation, molecular function: mannan synthase activity; cellulose synthase (UDP-forming) activity. Lineage: Eukaryota; Viridiplantae; Streptophyta; Magnoliopsida; Cucurbitales; Cucurbitaceae. The record is from RefSeq and is a predicted model, not a curated record.